AUGUCAUGUACACAAUGUUUAUCAACCUACACCUUCCAGGCCUGUUAUGGUAAUGGGUUUGAAGACUACAUGAAACCCUCUUGCCCACAAGGACAAAAGAUAUAUGUGUAUGACGUCUACACAUAUUCUAAAAGAAAGGACCGGAACUGCCCUGCUAUUUCUUAUGCUACAAACCGGAACAUAACUUAUUGUUGCAAUUACGUCAACGAAACAGAGGAUUGUGGGAAGAGGUAUUAUGGUACAGCAGUGCCUUAUGAACAUGAACAUUAUUCCAGAUGUUCAGGUCGUCAGAACUGUUUACAGGGAGUUCAAGUCUCCUGGAACUAUACGUCAGACGUCUGUGACAGCAAUAUAUUCAUGGAGAGGUCUAAUUACAUGAAAAUGUGGUACAACUGCCUACCAGAUUCUGACGUGAUAUCCAUCAGUAAUGCCUCACAAACAGCACAGUCAAUCUUCCUCUCCAGCGCAGGAUAUCCGUUAGAAAUGUCGCCUUGUGGCACUACCUCCGGAGCUACGUGCAAGGUCACGGCAAGCAGAGACUCCACAAUUCGUAUCACGGGAUUCGAUCUGCAGUUCAGUGAGAAUUCGGGUGUUUGUAAACAAAGACUUUUCAUAACAGAUGGCGCUUCGACUACUGACGUUGCGUGUGAUGACGUCAACAAUUUUGCUCGAACAACUCUGUAUACGAGUAAUUCCAGCAGCAUCGAUAUACGAUUAGAUAAUACAGAUACGUCAACGGCUGGAAAAUUUUGGAUUCAAGUUGAGGCCACCAAUUCCUCGGAGCAGGUAACAGUGAUCUGCCAAAAUUCCACACCAGCUGUUUCGUGCAACGACACUUUCACCAUACUCAAUCCGGCAAUUAGCACUAACGAGACGACAUCGUUUUCACUUUCGACUUCCGCCAUUGAUAUCACGACAAGCGUCUCGUCAACCACCUAUCAAUCUCUGACGGGUGUAAUGAGUAGUACCGAGGCCUUAACAGCAAUCAGUGCGACAGUACCUGUCACCAGUUCACUAAAGACAACAACAAAUUUAACAAGUUCUGGUAAAUCAACGUCUUAUACCGUGACAGAAAAAUCAACGAUCAGAACUCCAUCUAGUUCAGCAGAGACUACUACAGAUUUUGCGUUAACAAAAACCAGUUCAAUAUUCAAUUUCACUUCUUCUAUCAGUGUCACAUAUACUACGACAGACGCAUCACGUGGUCCAUCUGGAGUUUCUAAUCAAACAACAUCUGGAGUUUCUUAUCAAACAACAUUGGGAGUUUCUAAUCAAACGCCAUCUGUAGUUUCUAAUCAAACGUCAUCUGGAGUUUCUAAUCAAACAGCACUCGGAGUUUCUAAUCAAACGCCAUCUGAAGUUUCUUAUCAAACAGCACCUGGAGCUUCUAAUCAAACGCCAUCUGGUGUUUCUUAUCAAGCAACAUCGGGAGUUUCUAAUCAAACGCCAUCUGGAGUUUCUAAUCAAACUCCACUUUCCUAUAUAAAUGGAACACUUGUUGCUACUACUUCGCAACCAAAAAUCAAAAAUAAUGAAAACAAAGGUCAAAGUAGUGGAGACUCUGCUCUUUUACCAGCUCUAGGAGCAAUGCUGGCAUCCAUAGCAAUGGCAGGCCUAAUGUUUUACCUUUAUUGGAAAUAUAAGAAAAAGAAGACGCAUCAAGUAUUGGAUGACACCAUUGAUCCUGCUCUACAGAGCCAUCUACCGGUGAUCUCUAGCCUUCCUCCAGCAAGGGAAGUAACAAUGGCGUGGGAUGACAAGGGAAGUAAUUCUAAUAAAGGGCACUCGUCCAGUAAAUACGAAAAGGAACCAACCUUGAUCAGUCUGAUGAUUCACGAAUAA
Messenger RNA from Saccostrea echinata, 1842 nucleotides. Its product is annotated as papilin-like. Bases 1 to 1842 code for a protein of 613 amino acids. NCBI's taxonomy places the organism in Eukaryota, Metazoa, Mollusca, Bivalvia, Ostreida, Ostreidae. The record is from RefSeq and is a predicted model, not a curated record. The transcript is spliced from 7 exons.